Physella acuta is the source of this 5471-nucleotide messenger RNA. RefSeq lists its product as uncharacterized. Lineage: Eukaryota; Metazoa; Mollusca; Gastropoda; Physidae. Gene Ontology annotation, cellular component: membrane. The record is from RefSeq and is a predicted model, not a curated record.
CCAGUCGUCCUGGCUGACAGGGGCGCGCUACUCUCAUCUAGGAUAUAAAAAGGAUGUGUGCUGUUACUGGCUUCUAGUUUCAUUCAGUGAUAUGUUUAAGAUUGGCCAGCACUUGCCACGUGGGUGCAGACUUACAUCGGUGAUUGGCUAACAAGGACAAGCACUGGUGCUAUAUAAGCUGGCUACACCUCAUGUGGUUAGUGAACACAUCUUCAGCUACCACUAGGCCGGUCUGUCAGCUGACUGCAUGCCUGAUGGGGACGGCACACAUCUAAUCACGGUUAUGGCCGGUCCCCGGGGUGAGAGGGAGGUUGGUGGGCCGGGCCAUCAGACUGCAGUGCUCACGCCGUGCGCGCGGGGGAAGAAGCGGAGGAAAAAAGCAAAGCGCUCUAAAUCAAGUCUGUGUCGGUGGAGAACAGGCGGGAUAGCCUGUGUCAGCACUGCUCCUACUCAUUUCGUCAACACUGUCACCACUGGCCCGCUUCUUUUCGUCAACAAACUUCUUUCAUUUCAACACAGGAUUAGCAGCAAAUCUAGGCUGCGAGCUUGUUGCUUACAUUACUGUGAUACUAGCAUUACCAUCACCAACCAUUCCACACACGGGAGGGCCGCGACAAGAGCACCACGCUGGCUGGGUAAGAAGACUAGCGUCGUCUCUGUCUUGUGGCUACUGACCCAGGCAUUACUGGCAGGGACUAACCCCGGCUGGGCAGCAGAUGCGGCUGCUGUACCAUCACCAUCCUAUUUAUCAUCCUCAUCGGUGCUGCCGUCAAACAGCAGGUACCAACUUCUUCCACCAUCGCAGUACAACGAGAGCAUCUUCAUCUUCUUCAACCCUGCAUCCAUCAUCGACCUGAGGGUCAACUCACGCCAGAGCGUGUUCUUCAACUUCACGCUCUACCGGCGUCAGGCCAGGUUCGGCAAGCUCGUCAACGACAUCCGCCUGCCGUACAACAAGACCAACGACGGAUCCAGCAUCGAACAAAGGAAAGACGUGACGUCAGAGGGGACUCUCAGCGACGUGUCACACUCGACCACUUCAGCCACACCAAAGCCAGGGGUCAGCAGCGAGUCGCCCGUGUCCACGGUCAGCUGGGCGAGCAGUACAGCCAACAGCAGCAGCUUGGAGAAGCCGAGCCGCCGGAGGGAGCAGAAUGCCUCCACGUACUGGGUGAUGAUCUACUCCGAUGACGAUGCCAUCGCCAGACCAGUCAUCACGCUGCCCAAUGGGCUGGCUGCGGCGCACGCCGACGCCAAGGGGAGCUACAUUCUAAUGGCCGUGACCGCGGGCCGUCAACACAACUUUUCCGUCGAGGCUCGUCACAUAGGUAGGGUCACCAUGUCCGUGGCUGUGGUGGACGUUGACGGGGACAGAGGGAUGCCGCAGGCCAGCUACGUACAAGCAGUGGCAGCAUCACAGUACCAGGUCACCACCGUCAGGGGGGAGAGAACAGCGGACAUCGUCUUCAACAGCGCCGCCGCCGCCAUUUCCAUUAUCAUCAGCUUCGGGAUCGGCGCCGUGACGGACAGCGACAGUCUGAAGAGACAACUCAAAUACCCAGUGGCUCUCAUCAUAGGCUUCUGUUGCCAGUUCAUCAUCAUGCCGCUGCUGGCCUUUGGACUGGCUAUGAUGUUGCCGCUCCACAAGGACAUCAGCUUCGGUCUGCUGUGUGUGGCCUGUGUCCCGGGGGGAGGACUCAGCCAUGUUGCCGUCAUCAUCGCUGAUGGGGACACGGCGCUCAGUUUGACCAUGAACUUGAUAGGGGCAGUGGCCAUGUUGGGUACCGCCCCUCUGUGGAUCUUCGUGUUGGGCCAGUAUUUCCAGACCAACCCCGACGCUGUGCUCAACCCGCGUGUGCUUCCUAUUUAUAACUUUGAGAUUUGGCUGGCCUCCACUUUCUGUGCUUACAUCCUGGGCCUGAGCACCAAACGGCUGAGGCCGGCCAUAGCGGACGCCAUCUUGAUGUGGCUGAUCAAGCCGUUCUUGCUGCUGGCCAGCAUCCUGUACAUCACGCUCGGCGUCUACAUCAACAUGUACGUCUUUGAGCUGGUCAACACCUACGCCCUGCUCAGCGCCAUGCUACUGCCGCUCUGUGGCUGUGUGGUGGGCGCCACCAUGGCCGUCAUCUGCCGACAAAACCUCGCGUUCAUCAAAACCAUCGCGCUCGAGACCUCCAGUCUCAACUGUCUGGUUGUCAUGGUUGCCCUCAGGUUUUCUCUCAAGCAGCCUGACGCCGAUCUGGCCGCCAUGAUACCGAUAUGGGUCAUGUUCACCAUUCCUGGACUUUUCGUCUUCCUAGCUAUAUGCAACAAAACAAAGGUCGUCGUGCUCCACUACUGGAGAAACAGAAACAACAAAGACAAUGAGCUGCAGAACUCGUCCAAAGCGUAUUCGGUCAGUUCGUCUGUGGUCAGCCCCCCUGGCACCACGACCCUGUCUGCCCCCCUCGUGAUGGCCGACGGUAUCGAUGAUGAUGCUACCAUCAGUACCAUGAGCAACCAGAAGGUGACUGUAUUAUAGCUUUUUCCUGGGCGGAUUUCGUUAACAGCCGAUCUAGUCCCACGGGUGGGUGUUAGAUACAGUUUUUGUAUGACGACAUGUUGGAUACAGUUUUUGUAUGACGAAAUGUUGGAUACAGUUUUUGUAUGACGAAAUGUUGGAUACAGUUUUUGUAUGACGAAAUGUUGGAUACAGUUUUUGUAUGACCGAGAGACAAAGAUGAGCGCCUCAAAAGACGAGCACGAUACACAAAGCCACACACUGAAUGGGAUAUUUGUCACUCACUGAAUGAGAUGCUUGUCCGAAUCAAACCAAAGCGAAGGUCUGACUUUGGUGUUAUGUACAGGCAUUGUUGGAUCUGGUAUUAACGAGAAUUUUCUGUAACAACCAGUCAUAGGCACUAUUUAGACGAAUGUAAAUAGCCGUCAUCUAACUGGUAGAUUGAUCCAUUUGGCACACAUUUCUGCAUGUUACCACCCUCACCCCUCCUCCGUUUAGCACCAGUUUCAUCUUGAACCAGACUACUAUUUAACUGGAUCAUUAACCAGCCUCGCUAAAUGUCACUCGUACCCACAUCAGUCCUAGCAUGCAUUAGAUUGUUUUAUUUACCACACAAAUCCGCGCAACGACCGAAAUGUCCAUUUUUAACAAGGACAAUAAAGAAGUUUUUUCCCACUCACAUAUAGCACGAAAAAAGAGCGCAGACGUUUAUUACCCAAGUAUAAACUGAUGUACGUGUAAAUUUGUGUUCAGCUGAGCGAGCAGGCCAGAGGAAGCCAAGGCUGGGUUUAUUGUAGGAGAACUCGGCAGGGCCAGAUGUCCACCAGAUCUAAACACACCGCCCUCGAUACGGGUGGCUUCAUACGCGGCUUGUAUGUACAUACAUCUGUUACGUUUACAUUCCAGGCAAAAAAAAUGUUGAGCACCCAACUCAUUAGGGAUUCGAUUUUUUUAAAAACAAGUUAUUGGCUAAAUAGUAUAGCUUUGGAAGCCUGUCGAGUUAUUGAUGUUAAGUGUUCGGUCAGACGGUACUUGACCGCCAUGCUGGACCGCGUUAAUGGAUGCAAGGCGAGUGCAGUGUCCGGUGCACGAUCAGAGUUGUUUGAGUGCAUGAGUGAGUGGCUUGACAGCAACACACGCAUGACGUUACAUGGAAGUGUGGUGGCGACGUCAGAUUGUUGUUGCGUUGACAUUUCACCUGAAAGUGUGCUGAUAAGACAUUCAGAGAAAUCCUAAGACAAGGGAGAAAAAGACAAUGUGGAAGGAAAUGUGCCACACUCUUUCAUCUAGCCAACAUCGAAUUCCUACCUCAAUAUGUCUUGUGCUAAUAUUUGACUACUGACUUUAACAAAUGCUUGCUGAACUGACUGGGUUGUUCUGUUAUAACCACUGGUCAUGGGGGGAAGGAGGGGGGAUAACUCUAGUCUCACAUACAGUUGGCGGGGGACGAAGUGUGAAUCAAGAUCCACACAGGUAAAACAAAACUGUGGAAAGAUGCUGGUAGAGACUGAGAGAAAACUAGUUUCAUAACUACGCCCCACCUAUUGUAUGAGAGGUUUAGGGUCAUAACUACGCCCCACCUAUUGUAUGAGAGAUUUAGGGUCAUAACUACGCCCCACCUAUUGUAUGAGAGGUUUAGGGUCAUAACUACGCCCCACCUAUUGUAUGAGAGGUUUAGGGUCAUAACUACGCCCCACCUAUUGUAUGAGAGAUUUAGGGUCAUAACUACGCCCCACCUAUUGUAUGAGAGGGGACUUUAAGAGAAGGGCAUGUGUUUUUCUUAAGAUCACAUAAAAAAACAAACAAACCUGCAGCCUUUUAACCUCUUUAAGUAAAAUUCACCAACCGUUAGUUUUUUCCUGACGUCACUCUACCUCCCACACCCGCCGACAGCUUUAACCAAAUACCAAAAGACAAACCUAUUGAUCUCACGACAAGCCAAAAACCUUUCCCACUAGACAGUCAUCAGUUUCUGUCAGAGCUGGCUGGUCUUAUGACAGUUAGUCAUUAGUUUCUGUAGUUUCCGUCAGAGCUGGCCGGUCUUAUGACAGACAGUCAUUAGUUUUCGUCAGAGCUGGUGGGUCUUAUGACAGUCAGUCAUCAGUUUCUGUAGUUUCUGUCAGAGCUGGUGGGUCUUAUGACAGUCAGUCAUCAGUUUCCGUCAGUCAUGGCCGGUCUUAUGCAAAAUUUCCUGCUCAACUUUUUAACCAAUGACGAUGAGCUUUUGUUGAAAGAACCAACGCAGACGAGCAAAGGGAAGAACCAAUGCAUGACUUGUUACUCAACUGUUGCUCUCAUUUGUUGAUCAAAUGUUAUACUUGUUUGGUUUUUUCUCUACUUCCUACUUAUGCAAGUGUUUAGACACAGUCACUGUUCUAGCUGUUAGCAUCUAUUGUACAGAUGGUUUUCUUAAGACUUUUUAUUCAUUCACUUUUAUCUCUAUCUGCACUGUCAUUUGUUGGUCAUUUUUUACUGACCAUUGCAUGUUCAUUUUAUUAGGACAAUUACACAGAUAGUAGGCCUAGUAGGUCAUUUUUUACUGACCACUGCAUGGGCAUUUUAUUCAGACCAUUACCCAGAUAGUAGUUGGUCAUUUUUUACUAGCAAUUAAAUUAGGUUUAGGAUACUAAUGUAAUUUUAUUACCAUUAAAGGUACAUGUAAUUGUGUGGAUAACAUUUAAACUCUAAAAAAAUUUAAUCUAACUUGACAUUGUGCAAGUCAAACCUGAAACCAUGUCCUACUGUUAUUUGUAUUAAAUAAUGGUUGCAUCAUCCCAUCUAAUUUUUACUGUAAUGCAUUGCUGGUGUCAUUUUCAGAAAACCAUGGGUCUAGGAUGGGUCUAGGAUGGGUGUAGGAUGGGUGUAACAUGGGUCUAGAAUGGGUGUAGGUUGGGUGUAGGUAGGGUGUAGGUUGGGUGUAGGAUGGGUGUAGGUAGGGUGUAGGUUGGGUGUAGGUUGGGUGUAGGUUGGG